AUAUUCCGGGUUUUGCUACAGCGCGUCUUGUUUGCCUUUGUCUGAAAGCAGGUUUUCGUAGUUAGUGAGAAUGGCGAGGACAAAGCAAACAGCUCGCAAAUCUACUGGGGGUAAAGCUCCCCGUAAACAGCUGGCUACUAAAGCUGCCCGUAAAAGUGCUCCUGCGACGGGAGGAGUGAAAAAACCUCAUCGCUACCGGCCCGGCACUGUGGCUCUGCGGGAGAUUCGCCGUUACCAGAAAUCUACUGAGCUGCUCAUCCGCAAGCUGCCCUUCCAGCGCCUGGUCCGUGAAAUCGCCCAGGACUUCAAAACUGAUUUGCGCUUCCAGAGCUCGGCUGUUAUGGCCCUGCAGGAGGCUAGUGAGGCUUACUUGGUGGGGCUUUUUGAGGACACCAACCUAUGUGCUAUUCACGCCAAGAGAGUCACCAUCAUGCCCAAGGACAUCCAGUUAGCCCGGCGUAUCCGCGGGGAGAGAGCUUAACGUUCCUAAUAGCAGGCGUUCAUGCAACCAACUAAAAAAAACCCCAAAGGCUCUUUUAAGAGCCACCACGUUUACACUGAAAGGAGCUGUAUUUCUGCUUUAAUAUUUAAAUGGAUUAUACAAAAUAAGAGCACCAAAAAGAUUGCGGUCUACUAAGGAGUAGACGCAUGUUUCGUUUACAGAAAGAAGUGCCUAGUACUAAACGACCUUUUUUUAAUUAAUGUUUAAUUUGGUUUAAGUUGCGCCAGAAAGACUUAACAUUUUUUUACAUGAUAUAAGGAACAAUCAGUUAAAACUUGCAGGUUACUUUGGCCACUCACAUUUUCAGUGGAAGAACUCUGUUGGUAAGUGAAAUAAUCCAUAAAUAAAAACAAACACCCACAGCAUUUUUUUUUUUUACUUUCCACAUUUCAGUUAGCUAGUUCAGCCCCACAAAGCCAAGAGUUAGCACAAAAUGACGGUACUAAUGACUUGCUGCUUGCAGUAUCUAUCCCUCUUCAGACCCCCUCCUGAAAUCAUGAUUAAUUUUCAAAGCGUGAAUUUUUCACUUUACCCGUUUCCCAUACGCACGCUGACCCGCAAUGAAUAAAAUAUCUUUCAACCAGAGCAAAAAUUACUGUUAUGUCUUAGAACCCACCUUAAAAAUGUUAAUACCUUUUGGUUACUGGUUUUCUACCUGACUAGUUCUAUAUCUACAGAAUAUAAUUAAUGAUGUGAGAUUACAGUCUUUUCCAGUUUUUUAUUUCUUUCGAAUUUAACACUUACAAAAAGUUGCUACACUUUGUUUUUAAGACCAUAUGUGUAUAUUUUAUAAGAAAUACAUCCCUGGCCCUGUCCUCAUGAAAAGUAUAUGAAUUGUAAAAUGUAACGGGUAUUUCAUAUGCUAUUAAAACCAAAGAAAAACAUGGCUUAUUUUUUUUAUCUGAAACCAUGCUGUGUGAAUGAGACAAAAGUAAAAUCUAAAUCUUUUGCCUAAUGUAGUUAUUGGCAGCUUUUUCAUUUUAGGCGAUUCCCUCUAAAUUUCAGUAUACCCUGUGGCUUUUGCAAAAUAGUAUUGGUUAAAAAUAGAGAAUCGGCUCUUCUGGUGGAUGUUUGAGUGAUUCCGGAAAGAGCAUUUGUGUUGCAAAUAUGUUAUUCAUAAUGUGGAUUUAACCACUGAAUCCGUAUGAAAUGUCCUCCUUCCCUUUCAGAGCACAGCCCAAAUCCAUGUCUAUCAGUCUUUUGCUGGGCGAGUUCAGCUUCAGUGUAGGUCCAAGAAAACCAUCGCGGAUCUCUUCCUCGA
Emys orbicularis (European pond turtle) is the source of this 1763-nucleotide messenger RNA. RefSeq names its product histone H3. Gene Ontology annotation, molecular function: DNA binding; protein heterodimerization activity; structural constituent of chromatin. The transcript has a single exon. Bases 71 to 481 code for a protein of 136 amino acids. Gene Ontology annotation, cellular component: nucleosome. The record is from RefSeq and is a predicted model, not a curated record. NCBI's taxonomy places the organism in Eukaryota, Metazoa, Chordata, Testudines, Emydidae.